Phytophthora nicotianae INRA-310 is the source of this 1746-nucleotide messenger RNA. Its product is annotated as histidinol dehydrogenase. The coding region runs from base 102 to 1367 and encodes 421 amino acids. Gene Ontology annotation, biological process: L-histidine biosynthetic process. Gene Ontology annotation, cellular component: cytoplasm. Lineage: Eukaryota; Oomycota; Peronosporomycetes; Peronosporales; Peronosporaceae. The transcript has 2 exons. Gene Ontology annotation, molecular function: metal ion binding; histidinol dehydrogenase activity; NAD binding. The record is from RefSeq and is a predicted model, not a curated record.
UUUUUCGGGUGUACGUCAGCCUUUGCACAAACAAAGUCAACCUCAAGUUGACCAUCACUCCUUGACUCGCCACCACCAGCACAUUCCGAAUUCCGCAUCCGAUGGCUUCUCCGCUCAAGCAGAUCUCGCCGGCCGACGUGGCCAGCUUCGCUUAUGACCCUGUAGACGCUUCGGCUCUCCAGGACGCGACGGUCAUCGUCAACGACGUGCGUGAGAAGGGCGAGAAGGCUCUCAAGCAGCACGCAGCGAGACUAGGCGACAUCCCGUCUGAGGACGCACCGCUGCUCGUGAGCAAGGCAGACCUCGCCAAGGCCUUCGACGCGCUGCCAAAGGACGAACAGAGCGUGCUGCAACGUACAGCGCAGCGCAUUAAGGUCUUCGCCCAGGCGCAGCGCGACUCGAUCUCCAACUUCCAGCAGCGUAUCGAGGGCGGCUUCGCGGGCCAAGAUGUGUCACCCAUGAACGCUGCUGGAUGUUACGCUCCUGGCGGCCGCUAUCCGCUGCCGUCAUCCGUGCUGAUGACCGCCGUGACGGCCAGAGUGGCUGGCGUCAAGACGGUGGUAGUAGCAUCGCCUCGCCCGGCGCCUGCUACGCUGGCUGCUGCUUAUUUGUCCGGAGCUGAUUACUUCCUAGCGGCUGGAGGCGCCCAAGCCAUCGCUGCAAUGGCCUAUGGAGUGGGAGGAAUCCCUCCUUGUGACAUCAUUGUCGGACCGGGCAACAAGUGGGUAACGGCGGCCAAGUCGCUCGUGUUCGGUAAAUGCGCCAUCGAUAUGCUGGCCGGACCCUCCGAGUGCCUCGUCAUUGCGGAUGAGACUGCAGACGCUGCUACUAUUGCCGCAGAUCUACUGGCCCAAGCCGAGCACGACACGGCAGCUGUGCCCAUUCUGGUAACCACUAGCCAGAAGACUAUUGACGCGGUGAAUGAACAGCUCACCAAGCAGCUGGAGACGCUGCCGUCGGCUCCUACGGCCAGCGUCAGUGUGAAGAACGGCUUCGCUGUGCUGUGUCCCGACAUGGCUACAUGUGUGAGCGUGUCGGACUUGCUGGCGCCCGAGCACUUGGAGGUUAUCACGAGCAACGCACGUGAAGUUGCGGACCAGGUCGCGAAUUAUGGCGGGCUGUUCGUUGGUGGUCGCGCCGCUGAGGUCUUUGGAGAUUAUGGCGCUGGUCCGAACCACGUGCUCCCCACUGGUGGCACUGCCAAGUACACUGGCGGACUCUCGGUGCACACUUUCCUGCGUAUCCGCACGUGGAUGCGCAUCGACAACGCACAAGAAUCGCAGGCACUCGUGCAGGACUCGGCACUAUUGGCUCGUAUGGAGGGCCUCGAGGGUCACGCACGCGCAGCCGAGAAGCGUCUGCUGUAGAACACGUGAACGAGGAGGCAAUGGCGUGAGUGCGUGGACCGGCACCAUCCACUCACGCACGACGAAUACAGAUACUAGUGCAUAUGCUGUGUGCUUGCGUAUAUUUGCCUGUAUAGGGACGUUUGUGGUGCUACUGUGCGUGUUUAAUUACCAUAGCCCAAGAAACUGGGAUACGAGAGUUCGAGGAGCAGCAGCGAUCUGCCGGAUCAUUUCAGCCUCGCGAGGAAGCAGGUACGCCGCCAUGGAGAACACAUUGAUGCUGUAGUCUUGCCACAGCACCCAGACAAGAAGUCCCAACAUGAUGGCGAAGAAACCGCGAUCAAGCCACGCGCUCUUGCUGCCGGGGUAGCUACUGGAAGGUAACCCUCCAGGAGUUUGU